Molecule: messenger RNA, 2610 nt
Organism: Ascochyta rabiei
Lineage: Eukaryota; Fungi; Ascomycota; Dothideomycetes; Pleosporales; Didymellaceae
Product: Beta-glucosidase
Exons: 8
Coding region: 1-2610 (869 amino acids)
Biological process (GO): glucan catabolic process
Molecular function (GO): beta-glucosidase activity
Source: RefSeq, a predicted model, not a curated record
AUGCACUCCCUCUUCUUGAUCUGCUUCUCGUCCUUCGUUGCGGGUGCAGCUCUCGACCCGCGUGAUCCAGUGCCAUCUGGAUUCUCCGCCCCUCCAUACUAUCCUACACCCCACGGAGGAUGGCUAUCGGCAUGGGGCGAAAGCUACCGCAAGGCUGCGUUGCUUGUGGCGAACAUGACACUCGCUGAGAAGACCAAUAUCACUUCUGGUACUGGAAUUUUCAUGGGUCGAUGCGUUGGCAAUACAGGCAGUGCUCUGCGAGUUGGAAUACCCCAGCUCUGUCUCCAGGAUGGUCCGCUUGGUGUUCGAAACAGCGACCACAACACUGCUUUUCCACCCGGGAUCACCGUAGGUGCGACAUGGGACAAAGAUCUUAUGCGUCGCCGUGGCGUUGCAAUUGGAGAAGAGUUUCGAGGGAAAGGCGUCAAUAUACACCUAGGCCCCAGUGUCGGUGCUCUGGGACGGAAACCUCGCGGAGGCAGAAACUGGGAGGGCUUCGGGUCAGAUCCCGUUCUGCAGGCUUUCGGUGGAGCUCUGACGGUCGAAGGAGUGCAGAGCGUUGGCGUAAUUGCAACGAUGAAACACUUGGUCGCCAACGAGCAAGAGACGUACAGGAUGUACAGUCUCGUCAAGCCAGGCAUCUCGUCCAAUCUGGACGAUAGGACUAUGCACGAGCUGUACCUGUGGCCAUUUGCUGAGGGAGUUCGAGCCGGAGUUGGAUCUGUUAUGAUCGCGUAUAAUGCUGUCAAUGGAUCCGCUUCUGCGCAGAACAGCUAUCUGAUGAACGGCCUCCUCAAGGAUGAACUUGGCUUUCAAGGCUUCGUCAUGUCGGACUGGCUCGCCCAAAUCUCCGGCGUCGCAUCAGCACUGGCUGGGCUCGACAUGUCGAUGCCAGGCGAUAGGAACGAGAUACCACUUUUGGGCAACUCAUACUGGAUGUAUGAUUACAGUCGCGCUGUACUGAAUGGCUCCGUACCUGUGGAUCGCCUGAAUGAUGCCGUCACUCGCAUACUGGCAGCGUACUUCCAAAUGGGCCAGGACCAGAACUACCCACGUCCCAACUUUGACACCAACACUCAAGACGCUGAGGGACCACUGUAUCCUGGAGCAUUGCUUUCUCCGAGAGGAGUCGUCAACGAGUUUGUCGACGUCCAAGGUGAUCACGCAGAAAUUGCAAGAGAAGUCGCUAGAGAUGCUAUCACGCUGCUCAAGAAUCAAGGCAAUAUUCUGCCACUGCCAGAAAAAGCUAAUCUGAAGAUAUUCGGUACGGAUGCCGAGAAGAAUCCUGACGGUAUCAAUUCAUGCGCUGAUCAGGGAUGCAAUAAGGGCACACUGGGCAUGGGCUGGGGGAGCGGUUCAGCCCGUUAUCCGUACAUGGAUUCACCCAUUGAUGGCUUCAAGGCCCGAGGGUCAAACUACCAAUUCUUCGACACGGACUCAUUCCCUUCCAAUUCUAAUCCAGCUCCGAAUGACACCGCCAUUGUCUUCGUGAGCGCUGAUUCCGGGGAGAACUACAUCACGGUAGAGGGCAAUCCGGGAGACCGCACUUCAUCUAACCUUGACUUAUGGCACAAUGGCAACAAGCUAAUCCAAGACGUGGCCGCCAAAUACUCGAAUGUUGUUGUGGUCGUACACACAGUCGGACCUAUUGUCAUGGAGACCUGGCAUGAUUUGCCAUCAGUCAAGGCUGUGCUUUUUGCUCAUCUUCCAGGUCAAGAAGCAGGGAAUUCUUUGAUGGAUGUUCUCUUUGGCGAUGUCUCACCAUCAGGUCAUCUUCCCUACACACUGCCAAAGUCUGAGAAGGACUACCCCAGCUCUGUCAGUCUAGUCGGUUACCAGCUUGGUCAGCCGCAAGACACUUUCACAGAAGGGUUGUACGUCGAUUACAGACACUUCCACCAAGCAAACAUCGCGCCACGAUAUGCUUUUGGUCAUGGGUUGAGUUACACCUCAUUUUCCUUCUCGGAUGCCUCUAUUAAGGUCGUUACACCGUUGACAUCUGUGCCACCGAACCGCCCAGCAAAGGGCGCAACCCCUACGUACUCGACUACCAUUCCACCUGCGUCGGAAGCUUAUUGGCCGGAAAACUUCAAUCGCAUAUGGCGGUAUCUUUACUCGUGGCUCGAGAAGAAGGAUGCGGACGAUGCUGCGAAAGCUGCCAAUUCCUCUACCAAAUACCCAUACCCUGUAGGGUAUUCCAACGUGCAGCGUCCAGGACCUGCAGCGGGUGGCGCACAGGGAGGCAAUCCUGCACUCUUUGAUGUUGCGUACGAGAUAUCAGUCUCUGUCACAAACACCGGUGCUAGAGCGGGCAAAGCAGUCGCGCAGCUAUACAUACAGUUCCCACAGGAUCUUACGAUCGAUACACCAAUAAUCCAACUGCGCGACUUCGAAAAGACAAGCACACUGCAACCGGGCGCAAGCCAAACACUCCGUCUAAGAGUAACCAGAAAGGACUUGAGUGUGUGGGAUACAGUAUUCCAGAAUUGGCUGAUACCAGCUGUCAGCGGUGACUACGGAAUUUGGCUGGGAGAUAGCUCAAACAACCUGCAUCUGAGGUGUAGCACGGCGAGUACGAGCUGCGCUGAAGAACAAGCAGGCCCAGUUUGA